Fusarium redolens is the source of this 1197-nucleotide messenger RNA. Its product is annotated as aspartic peptidase domain-containing protein. The record is from RefSeq and is a predicted model, not a curated record. NCBI's taxonomy places the organism in Eukaryota, Fungi, Ascomycota, Sordariomycetes, Hypocreales, Nectriaceae. Gene Ontology annotation, molecular function: aspartic-type endopeptidase activity. Gene Ontology annotation, biological process: proteolysis. The transcript has 2 exons. The coding region runs from base 1 to 1197 and encodes 398 amino acids.
AUGAAGGGUUCACCGAUCAUUCUUUUAAGCACUCUUUUGAGUUGCGCCAGUGGCCUUGAACUCCACAAGCGCCACAAUCCCGCAGUCGUCCAAGUUGACUUUGAGAAGCGCACAAAAGAUUUUUUCCCCGGCCAUGGGAAAAGAGACAUCGCCAAUAUGAAGGUCGGCCUGAGAGAUUACCUUUACUGGGCAAACUUCACCCUCGGAAACCCUCCACAAGAGCUCUCCGCAGUAAUCGAUACUGGAAGCUCCGACUUGGUCCUCUUAACGAACGAGAUCGAGAAUUGCGAGAAGGGACGCUGCCGAGGUGGAGUCUUCAAUACGGAAAAGCUGGAGGAUUCCAAGACGAAAUACCGCAAUCUUCCUUAUGCCCUAGCCGUUGCUGGGGCCAUCAACACUCCGGCAUACAGCAUGUGGCUCGAGGACGAUAUUACCGGGCAGUUUCUGUUUGGCGGUGUCAAUAAAGCCAAGUACAAGGAACCACUGGUUACAUAUCCUAUCCCCGUCAACAACGAGAGCAAUAAACGAGAUCGAGCCUUGGCAGUCAUGACAGGAUUUGCGACAACUUAUAAUGAAGAGUCUUCAGAAUUAGAUUUUGAGCCUCGACUGGUCUUGCUUGACUCUGGUACUCCAAAGAGUAGACUGACUCUGGACAUGACCAUGCACUUAAUCAAUACCAUGAACGUCUCCUAUUACGAGAAACAUGGCCCUGCUGCACCUUGCGAAGGAAGCUCAAGGAAUACUCUGGACUUUACCUUCAGCGAACUUACAAUUAGUGUGCCACUGUCAAACUUUCUUUGGGAGACCAGUUUUGUGAGUGAUGGCCUUGCUUACUGCAAGAUCAGGUAUGAUGCAACGGCCACCCACAUUAUUCUUGGCGAUGAUUUCCUCAAGGGCGCUUAUGUUGUCUUCGACUUUGCAAACAUGGAGAUAUCCCUCGCUGCACGUAAUCCUGAAGAUGCUGAGGAUGACAUUCACGAGAUUGUGAGGGAAGUACCUGGUGCUUCUGCGGCCACUGGUGUUCCCGGAAAAUACCUUGGUUUCGACCAGCCUGCACUGAGUAAUCCUAUGGCAGUUCCAUCGGGGAUACCAACCGUCAAUGAAAAUUUUCUCAGCACGGCGACUGAAGGUGGGUCAGAAGGCUUUGGGUACAUGUUGCUGUUUGCAUUAAUUCUUUAUGUAGUAGCUCAUGCAUAG